Molecule: messenger RNA, 1086 nt
Organism: Stylonychia lemnae
Lineage: Eukaryota; Ciliophora; Spirotrichea; Sporadotrichida; Oxytrichidae
Source: the annotation of a GenBank genome assembly
AUGGUGUCAGCGAGAUGGUUCAACGAGUGGGCUCAGUUUUCUAAUUUCAAUGAUAUAAAUGAUAUGUUUUAGAUCUCAGACUCUAAUUAGAAGGUUAAUAUCAAGUAUAUUGAUAACUGGGAUUUGAUUUGGAGUGGCUAUAAACUAAGAGAUAACUUACAAGAGGGAGUUGACUACUAUUUGCUCAACCAGAUUUCAUGGAAUACACUAGUAUCUUAUUAUUCUGGAGGUCCUGAGAUAUGCUUGUUCAUUUGCUAGGAAGCAUUUGAAUCUUACAAUAUGCUGCAGCUUUAGCUAAGCACUGGCUCAGGAACAGAUUUUGGCUACAUCGGAGGUUUUCCAGAUCUGAAUCCUAUCUAUAUUAACAUUGAGUACAAUAAUGAUACUAAGUCGUUCAAAUUUUGCUUGCCAGUUAGUAAACAUGUUCCUGUUAGUAUUUUCAAGCCAUGGCUUCUUUCAAAAUUAAGUUUUAUCAGUGGUCGAGAAUAAUAUAAUCUUUCGUAUCAAGGAUAAAGAAUUAUGCCUCAGAUGAAUCUUAAAAAUAUUGGACUUAAAGAUAAUGCAACUAUUCAAAUAGUUAAAGCAGAUGAGACCUAAAAUUAAACCCGCUCAGUACAGAUAGUUGAAAAUGACUAAGGAAAAGUUUUUUAAUUAGAUUUGGAUUUGAGGGAGGAUAUCAAGGAAAGGAGAAAUAGAUAAAUGCAUCUCAAUCAGACAAUCCCUAGAAACAUUGAUAUUGAUCCAAUAUAUCAAGAUGACCCAGAACUAUACUAAGCUAUGCUUCUCUCGAUGAAUGCACCAAAGAUUACUGUUGAAGAUUUUGACAAAAAAAACCCAUCUAAGCCUUAAAUCCCUUUUAAGACGAAAUAGGAGGUAUAUGCAGAGAUAAGAGAAAGGAAACUAGAGUAAUUUGCUUUAGCUAGAGCAAGAGCUGCUGAGUGUUUGAAUGAUAGAAAGAUUAUCUUUAAUAAGUUCCUUAGCUUCGAAGAAAUAGGCAGAAAUGUAGUUUAACUUUCUAAAAAUAGAGUUCUUAACCCAUAGUAAAUGAUGAAAAAACAAGUAUCCUAAUGCUCCGAUUGUGAGUGA